Messenger RNA from Fusarium verticillioides 7600, 3371 nucleotides. RefSeq lists its product as hypothetical. NCBI's taxonomy places the organism in Eukaryota, Fungi, Ascomycota, Sordariomycetes, Hypocreales, Nectriaceae. Bases 139 to 855 code for a protein of 238 amino acids. Gene Ontology annotation, biological process: ubiquitin-dependent protein catabolic process via the multivesicular body sorting pathway; protein targeting to vacuole; protein targeting to membrane. Gene Ontology annotation, cellular component: ESCRT I complex. The record is from RefSeq and is a predicted model, not a curated record. The transcript has 2 exons.
ACUUCAGACCUGCAUCUUCCAAAUUCAACUCAACGUGAAUGAAAGUUUACAUAUCUUACCUACUUAAGGUAACCAUCGCAUCUACUCCUUACUACGGUACUUCCCAAUAGCAAAGAGCGCAGCGGAGUGACAACUGCAAUGGCAAGCUUCGCAGCUGAUAUGCAGGGCGCGACUCCUCCUGUUCUCCCCCCCAAGCCUGGCAGCCAUGAGACAAGUCGCAUUGCGACGCCGACCUCAUCAGGCGUACCUCCACCAUCUGAAGGCCGCAUACCUUCCAACACUGUAACUAACGCACCAGCAUCAAUUCCCGACCCAGGCGAGCAAUGGCUCCCUCAGAUUCUACAGGACAAGUCAAAACAAGACCUGGCUGAACUGCUUGGUAACCCAACUCUCCUCAACGCAUUAACGCACUCGCCUGAAUCCAUCCACCCUUCCCUGCUUGUAUCGCAUCAAGCUCUAUCCGCCGCCCUCAACGAAAACAUCGACCUAGCUGGCCAACUCACGGACAUGGAAGCUCGGCUAUCCCAUCAGCGCGCAUCGACACAGGCACGACUUCUCUCAACACACACACUCGAGCGGCAAUGGCGCCAGAAACAGUCUGACAUGGAUCACGCGCUGGCGCCCUUCUCACCAGCAGCGUUAUACCAGCAGUUAGGACAGGGCGUCCAGGAGCAGGCAUCGGUGUGCGAGGCUAUGGAGGAGAGUUUCCUCGACGGAGAGGGAGAAGGAGUAUCGGCGACGGAGAGGGAGGUUACUGAUUGGGUGCGUAAAUAUAGAGAGGCUAAAGUCCAGUACUAUUUGAGACAAGAGAGGAAAGAGAGAUGGGACGAGGGACGCGUCGGUGGAUGGAGAUGAAGAGUUCUAGGUGUUUACAUGGCGUGGGCGUUUGAUGCAUAACACUGUUUUAAUGAAAUUUCAGGUCUCCGGUCUUAACUGGUGUAGAUCACCGACACUCACGAAUCACGACGAGAAUCAUAUGCUGGACAUUUGCUUCAGCCUUGUAGACGAUUACCCCAGAUUCGUCCCCUUUGAGGUUAGACAUCGAUUUUGUAACACGACAAACUGUUACAUGCGAUAUAGCUGGGACGGAUAUGCCAUUGAAUACUGCUCACUAUCACCAACGCUCGUUUAUCCAAUAUGGGUAUCUAUGUUACUGACUUUGAAAGUCGCACAAACCUGCUAAUCCUCUUCAAUGGCGCCAUGAUUAAUAAAAAAAGACAAAGCUAGCGUCUUCCUGUCAUAGCGCGCUGAAAGGACUCUUCUUCAUAUCUGGGCUACGUGGGCUCAUGGGCAGAGCAAACAGAUCGUCGUCGUCAUCUCGCCGUAAAGGUCUCACAGGGGCCGAGGCAGCUGUUGUCACGUCGCCAUGUAGUGCAGCAUUCAGCGAUAUGGGACCUUUAGAUGCGUUGCUGGCCAUGGCCUCAUGGGACGACACAGCGAUAUCACGCCCUCUGGGUUGAAACGGAUGAGAUUGGCUAAUGGGACUCAUAAAGGUGUUCGCUUUUGAGAGAAGUCAGCUUGUGCACAGGGACUGAGAGCGAUGGAUCUCGAAUACCUGUCGUGCUCGGUGUUAGAUCAGCAGGUGAUGUGGCCAGCUUGAGACCUUUGAGCUUGUCCCCCAAGCGACCCGUAGGUGAACGAGUGGCUACAGGAAGAGGGAUGGAAUCACUGGGAAGUUGCGGCGUGUUGAUGAAUGUGUCGAGAAUCCAUUGCCUCUCGGCGAGGGCCAUCUCAACACCUACUCCCUCAGCAUUAUUGCGAAGCUCGUCGGCUACCUCCCGAUCUAUGGCUGCCAGGCGUUGGCGAGCCCAUAGUGUGUGCAGGACUCCCCGGUUGCCUGGAUCAGCGGCAAGGCCUGGUGGGAAGAUGGCCGGAAGUGGUUUGAGGGUCAGACUAGGUGAGCCAGGCGGCGUGAUAGUGAUGGUCGGGGGGACCGUGGCAUCAGCGGGGAGCAGGAAGAACACACGGCGACGCCGUUGGCGAGAUGAAGCCGCAGGAGCAGUGCCUGCACCAGAGUCUGGCUCAAGAUCAGUAGCAGGGAGGUUAGUAGAUUUCCCGGGCCACGACACUUGCCAGCAUGCUCUGUUGAUGCUGUCCACCGGAGGAGAGGCCGAAGCCGGCUCCGUUGCGGAGAUGCGAUCGGCAGCCGGAGCGGAUUGUUCACCGGGGGUGUCGGCAGGAGAAUUGGCAGAUGCAGCGGGGCCCGGAACGGCAUCGGGAUACCACUCCACCAUCAGAACCUUUGUACCAGCAUCGCUGAACUCGAAGCGGGCUAGGUGCUGAGCCUCCACAGAAGGGACGAUAGGGGCUUCACCGACAGCGGCAGAUGCAGAUGGGGUUCCAGGCCGAGAAGAGCCCGAAAACGGGUCAGUCGUCAUGGCUUAGGGCUACUUGCUCGUGCCGGGGGAAGCAAGAAGAUAACAAAGAAGAAAACGAUAUUAAACUCCUGGAUGAACGCUGCUGAAGAGUAUUGAGAUGGAGAUGGAAACGUGGAUUGGGAUGGGGAUUGAGAAGGCGGAGACGGGGUCGAAAUCUGGGAGGCACUUUUGAUCCUAGCCCGAUGGCUUUGUUUCGACUUCGUUCUAGGUAGGCUGUAGGCUCGCUGUGUGCGCUGCCUCUCUCCCUCCCUCUCUCUGUGCAACGGCUGGGUUAUUGCUGUCUUCUCGGCGACUUGGGCCUUUGCGUUUUUCGAGGGUCCCGCCCUUUCUCGGACCGAGACGAGGUUAUUUCGGUGAAUAGUAUAUUGGUUUAGUGAGGUACGGGAAGGAGCACCGGACACAUUCCGCAAUGCAGCCGGAACAGUAUCGGGUUCUAGCUAAGGUAUGUCAAAAUGAGUUGACUCUAAACGUCUCUGAUGAGGGUAGGCGACGAGUCAGAAGGGAGGAGACGGCGGUGGCGGUAGGUAGUGGCGGGGGAGUUGCCAGUUUCAGGACAUUGACAGAAGACGGAACAUUGGUUAGGUUGGGUUGAACACGAGAUGAGAUGGAACAUGACAUGACAUGGUUGUCAGCCUUUAUUUUUUUGAGCGUUUAUUACAUUAUUAGAGGGGAGAAGUUUGAGGGGAAAGAAGUGGACUGAACGCGGGAUGGGACGGAAUGGACUUGGGGAAAUGCUGUGGACGCGUCUACCUACCUCCAUUCAACAUUUGGGUAGGUAAGUUAGUAGGUUAAGGUAGGUAAUGAUAGUCGUAUCUAGUAUGCCCAUAUCCGUAGUACAAUACUGUAAUGGCGGCGGAUUGCACGGAAAGGGAAGCUGUUUCAGUGACAAGAAUAGACGAUCCAAUCAUUUCAGUGAAGUGCUCAAUAAGACCUGUUUAUUGGAAAUGGAAGCAAGAUAGAACACGCAGAGAAGCGUAUCCAUCCCCUGGGCAC